Messenger RNA from Silurus meridionalis, 2599 nucleotides. Its product is annotated as S100P-binding protein-like. The transcript is spliced from 7 exons. Lineage: Eukaryota; Metazoa; Chordata; Actinopteri; Siluriformes; Siluridae. Gene Ontology annotation, molecular function: calcium-dependent protein binding. Gene Ontology annotation, cellular component: nucleus; cytosol. Bases 363 to 1991 code for a protein of 542 amino acids. The record is from RefSeq and is a predicted model, not a curated record.
UCAUAAAUUGCACCUAAUACAGUGACCGCUGAGAAACCACACUGUAUUCAAUACACAACACCUGAAACGAAUGCACGUGGACGGACAAAAAUCAGCCAAUCACAGACCACAGACGGGUCGCCAAACUCUAUAAAUAGGGGUCGCACCGAAGUACGUCGAAGUUUCUGCGGUCGCUUCAGCUCAUGUAGGGUCUUCAACUCUCGAGUGGUCAGGAUCCAUCAAAAGUGGUCCAAGGAAAGAAACAGUGGUGAACCGGCAACAGGGUAAUGGGCGGCAGACGCUAAUUGAUGCAUUGCUGUUAAUGCUCCAACACAGUAUUAUGCAGUGCUACUGUUCCUGUGUAAAAUGAUCCGUGAUCAGUGAUGGAGCUCGUGAUGGCAGAGACAAAGAAAUUAAUCAAGACUGCUUCCCACAAACAUGGCUCAGAUGAGACAAGACAUUUUUCACACUUUAAGCCCCUCUCCGUUUAUUCUCGCAAGGUUUAUUGCAAUGCCAUCAGUUCCUAUUCUGUCAAUUCGUCCUGUAGUCCCGAAAGUCCUCUUUGGAACUUGAAAGUUGAGUUAAUUAACAGCAGGGAAUCUGUUGGACGUAAAAGGCGAUUGGAUGAUUCAUGUCUUGAUGAGACGUAUGAUAGAUCGUCAAAAAAACCCUGCCUGGCUAAUCGCUCUUCUCCACAUUCAACCUCCGUACCAACAAUAGAUUCUUUUAAUGCUUACCGGCAAGUGAAACUAGUCUCCAGUCAGUCGUCUUCUGUGGGACUUGAUGAGGUUAAAAGGAUAGAAAAAACUUUGUCUGGUCAAAAGUCUUUAGGUCUGGACUGGACCUAUGGUAGUGAUAUGACUGCCAGUCAAAGCAGCACUUCACUAACUAAUAUUUGCUCAAGCAGCCCGGUGUUGGUACACAAUGAAGAUGCAGACGUUAUUGCAUUUGAUUAUGAUGUAGAUGAGAUAAUGUGUCUGAGCCCAAUUGACCAUGCUGAUGCUGUUGCUGAUGGCCUGGAGGAUUGCAUUCAGAGCUGUCCAUCAGAGGAAGGCCACAAAUCAUGGUACUACUCAAAGCAAAGGCAAGGGAAAUUGGAGAAUUCAACUGACAGAGACACACAGUGUGCAAGUGAUGAGGGUUAUGUUACAAAAUCCUAUUGCACCAGUGGCCCAGCAGAGUCAAAUUUGCUUCAAAUUACUGUCCCAAAUUCGUCAAAUACAUCACCGCUUGCCUCCACACCAAUUAUGUCCACCCCUUUAGAAAAAUCCAGGGAGCUUGUUAAAUGUUGGAAAAACGAUUUUGACAAAAAGAGCCAGUCCUCACCUACAAUAAAUUGCAAGCUUGUAAAAGCUUCCUCUGCCAUUUCUCUAAAUUUGGAUGCUGGUAAAACCAAAGCGCUUCCUACAAUCCCGUUCAUGAACAUUAAAAGUGAAGCAGGUAACAUGGUGCACAAAGGCACUGCGGUCGGCAAGUCAUCAGACAACAGGCAGAUUGCUAUCCAGGUGAAGGAGGACAAAGAAGUACUUUCUGUUGGCCAGCAGCAGGCAGGCUCGGAGAACAAGCUGCCGCUCGAGGUGAAGUCUAAGGUUAGUUUACUGGACAAGCAGCAACCAGGAGCAGUCAAAGAUGCAUACCAACAACCAGAAAAAAAAGUGUCUGAGGGCCAAAGAAAUGUCUUCAAAGACGUCCCAAGGCCAGUGUUGUACAGUGAGGAUGACUGGGAGAAAGAAAAGAAGGUGUAUGUGGACUCUGUGAGGAGACACAUGGCGGAUAAAGUUGAACAUGGUGUAAUGACUGAGCUUUUAUGCCUCAUGAAAGAUGUAGCCAAUCAGGGGAGAGGAGGAAUUGGGAGAAGGUGGCAGCACCCAUCUGACCUUACACGCAGAAACUACCGGCUGUGUAACGGCAGUCGUCUACUCUCCCUAAAUGAAUGGCAGAACCUGAACUAUCGCUAUCAUCGCCGCUUUGCCCAAGUUCCUCCGGUGUUCAAGCGAAGCCAAAUGCUUUGAAACUUCAAAUCACACAUCGCACUCUUUAUUAAUGACUCUAAUCUCAGCCCUCCUUUCAUAUAAAUCAUCUCAACUGGAUCUACUUGGUACCCCAGUUUGGUCUUUUGCACUUUUUUUUUUACUAUUCUUUUGUUUCUGUUUGAAAAAAGUAAGUUGCUGUGGAUGUUUUUCUGUACUGUUUGUUUGUAUGUGAGAUUUUAUAUACUUGCGGUUUGACACUGGUGAAACAGGUGGACAUUUCAAAUUUGCAUCAUUCUUCAUGCGAUGUCAUUCUUGAUUAUUCUGCCUUUUUGCAAGCACUUGGGCAAAACUCCUUUUUAACCAUGUUGUGUAUUUUAUCCGAGGUGAUUAUUAAGUCCCUCUUUACACAGCCACAUUUAGAUUUGUCACGUCAUUCAAAAGUGGACAAACACAGGCCAGAACCUGCGUCUUGUACUUGUGUGUGACAUGUCGGAUCUGUCCCCUGCUUUAUUUUUUUAGGUGCUCAGGUUUCUAAAUACCUGUGUUUGUGUGCAAAUUUCCAUGUUUGUUGCUGUGAAUUGUCACUGUUUUAUGCACAUUUUGUACCAUUUGUUUGAGUUCAAAGCAAAAUUAAAUUCUAAAAAAUG